This is a messenger RNA of Tympanuchus pallidicinctus (lesser prairie-chicken), 3009 nucleotides long. RefSeq names its product MTSS I-BAR domain containing 2 (gene MTSS2). Gene Ontology annotation, molecular function: actin binding; phospholipid binding. Gene Ontology annotation, biological process: cell projection assembly; plasma membrane organization. The transcript is spliced from 14 exons. Gene Ontology annotation, cellular component: cytoplasmic side of plasma membrane; actin cytoskeleton. The record is from RefSeq and is a predicted model, not a curated record. Bases 235 to 2112 code for a protein of 625 amino acids. Lineage: Eukaryota; Metazoa; Chordata; Aves; Galliformes; Phasianidae.
UCUCCGCCCCGCUUCGCCGCCGCCCCGGGCUCCGAGCUCCGCUCUCCGUUCUCCCAUCCGUUCCUCUCCGUUCCUCCGCCGUCGGGGCCCGCUGAGCCCGGCGGGUGCCCUCGGAGGCGAUGCCUUUCCCGGCCCCUCCGCGCCGCCCCGACCCCCCCGCCGCCCCCCGCCGCUGAGCCUGGCCCCGACGAGGCCUCCCCCGGCGGCGCCGCCCGCCCCGGGGCUGCCGCAGCGAUGGAGACGGCGGAGAAGGAGUGCGGAGCCCUCGGUGGGCUCUUCCAGGCCAUCAUUAACGACAUGAAGAGCUCCUACCCCAUCUGGGAGGACUUCAACUCGAAGGCCACCAAGCUGCACUCCCAGCUCAGGACCACGGUGCUGGCUGCGGUCGCCUUCCUGGAUGCCUUCCAGAAAGUGGCUGACAUGGCCACCAACACUCGAGGGGCCACGAGGGACAUCGGCUCCGCGCUGACCCGUAUGUGCAUGCGGCACCGCAGCAUCGAGGCCAAGCUCCGGCAGUUCACCAAUGCCCUGAUGGAGAGCCUGAUCAACCCUCUGCAGGACAGAAUUGAGGACUGGAAGAAAACUGCCAACCAGUUGGACAAGGACCACGCAAAAGAGUACAAGCGAGCCCGCCACGAGAUCAAGAAGAAAUCCUCUGACACACUCAAGCUGCAGAAGAAGGCUCGUAAGGGUCAGCUGGGGAAAGGGGACCUGCAGCCCCAGCUGGACAACGCGCUGCAGGACGUCAAUGACAUGUACCUGCUGCUGGAGGAGACGGAGAAGCAGGCGGUGCGCAAGGCGCUCAUCGAGGAGCGGGGCCGCUUCUGCACCUUCAUCACCUUCCUGCAGCCCGUGGUGAACGGGGAGCUCACCAUGCUGGGGGAGAUCACCCACUUGCAGGGCAUCAUCGACGACCUGGUGGUGCUCACCGCCGAGCCCCACAAGCUGCCCCCUGCCAGCGAGCAGGUGAUCAAGGACCUGAAGGGCUCCGACUACAGUUGGUCCUACCAGACCCCUCCAUCGUCGCCCAGCAGCUCCAGCUCCCGCAAAUCAAGCAUGUGCAGCAGUGUCAGCAGUGCCAAGGGUGGCCUCCCGUGGCCCGGGGGGGCUCAGACCUGCUCACCCAGCUCCACCUAUCGCUACCGCAGCCUGGCCCAGCCGGCCAGCGCCGGCACGCGCCUCUCCAGCGUCUCCUCGCACGACUCCGGCUUCAUCUCCCAGGAUGCUGCCUACUCCAAACCGCCCUCCCCGAUGCCCUCAGACAUCACCAGCCAGAAGUCCUCCAGCUCAGCGUCCUCAGAGGCCUCAGAGACGUGCCAGUCGGUCAGCGAGUGCAGCUCCCCCACCUCGGAUUGGUCCAAGGCCAGCCCCUAUGACCAGCCCGUGGUCAGCACCCUACAGCGACGAAAGGACCGCGUGGAGCACCUGCGGGAAGCCGAGAUGGGCUCAGCCAGCGGCGCGUACCCGGCCAUGGGCAGCGAGGAUGCUCCCAGGCCCCGAAUGUCACCGGCCACCAUUGCAGCCAAGCAUGGCGAGGAGGUGUCCCCUGCCGCCAGCGACCUGGCCAUGGUGCUCACACGGGGGCUGAGCCUGGAGCACCAGAAGAGCAGCCGGGACUCGCUGCAGUACUCCAGUGGCUACAGCACUCAGACCACCACCCCAUCUUGCUCUGAGGACACCAUCCCUUCCCAAGGUACUCAGUGGGGCAUCCCAUUCACCAUCCCUUCCAAGGUACUCAGUGGGGCAUCCCAUACACCAUCCCUUCCCAGGUACUCAACAGGGCAUCCCACAGAGGGUGGGAGGAGGCGGAGGCAGCUUUCCAUGGCAACGUUGACACCUGUGGGCACUGAGCUGAUGCCUUCUCCAUGUUUUAUAUACCCACAGCGCUGUUCCCAUCCAGUCAUUCCACUCCCAUUGCAAAGCAUUUCACAUUUCCCAAGUGGGAGUGUGUCAAUCCCGCUGGCCCUGCAUGGGACGGGGUGCCCUGGUUGUGUUGAAGGAUUGGGGUGCGUUGCAUUGUUGCUGGGAUUACAGCCUGGAGUGGGAUGCUGUGGGCUGGUGGCCACAAUGGAGAACUGCUGGUGUAGGAUCAGGCUGUGGGUGUGGGUUUAGGGCCAGUGCUGGGCAAACUGGGAUGUGCGUGUUGGGAUCUCAGUGUGUGCAGUGUCGUGGCACGCAGGAAAGGAAACAACAGGUUGCACUGAGCAUUGUGUGGGGGUGAUGGUGUGGUGUAGUGGUGGUGAUGAUGGCCAGUGGUUGGGAUGGUGCAAAGUAACGUGGUCAGAGGCUGAGGAACCACUGAGACACUUGGGGUUGGGUUGGCUGCGAGCGUGUUGUGAUGACAGCGAUUGGGGCGGCUGUGAUUGCAUUGCAGUGGGGAUGCUUGGGUUUAGCUUUGGUUGUGGGAUGGUUGAGCCCAGUUGCGGCAGUCACAGCUGAGUUUGUAGUCACAUUUUGGUGGAGAUGGUUGGGCCUGGUUGCGGUCAAGUUGCGAUGGUUGAGUUUGCAGUUAUGGGAUGGCGAUGGCUAGGGCUGGUUGGGGUGGUGAGGCACUGGCACAGGCUGUCCAGAGAAGCUGCGGGUGCCCCAUCCCUAGAGGUUCUCAGGGCCAGGUUGGAAGGGGCUUUGGGCAGCUGGUCCAUGGGAGAUGUCCUGGCUCUCGGCAUGGAUAUGGAAUUGGGUGGUCUUUAAGGUCUCUUCUGUGGUCUCAAGCCAUUCUGUGAUGCUGUGACAACUCUGACUGUGGUCUCCUUGCAAUGGGGUUGGUUGGGUUUGCUUGUGCUCACGUGAUGGCGUCAGCACGGGGCUGGCUGCAGUCAAGUCAUUGGGGUCGGUUGUAAUGGUGUUAGGCUGGUAUUGAUUGGGGCGGGUUGUGCUGGCACUGCAGUGCUGCCCUUUGGGUUUGGCACUGACCACGCUGUGACAGCAGCAGCAGUGUUUUGAGGCUGCAGUUGGGCUUGACAUCUUCAUCAGGCCUCCCAUCACCUUCUUGGCCUAACCCCGCAUCAU